Messenger RNA from Emiliania huxleyi CCMP1516, 636 nucleotides. RefSeq lists its product as hypothetical. The transcript has 2 exons. The coding region runs from base 1 to 636 and encodes 211 amino acids. Lineage: Eukaryota; Haptophyta; Isochrysidales; Noelaerhabdaceae. The record is from RefSeq and is a predicted model, not a curated record.
AUGCUCGACACGACGCUCCUCGCGAGCACUGCGUCCACCGAAUCGCCAAAGCGCAAGCGCCACCAAUUCAAGGAGAUGUGCUGGGGCGACGCCAUCUCGGGCGGCGAGCUGGGAUGCGAGGCGCUGCCGCCAAACACAAAGAAUGCUUUUCGUGAGCACUUUUGCCGGCGAUGCAGGGAGAGGGGCGUGAGCGUACCCGUGUCGAGGGUUCGGAUACCGGUCGGCGUUGACAGCGCGGUGAUUGUCAACCGUAAGACGGGUGGGGUCUGGAAUGAGCCGACGCGUACGUCGCACAUGCCAGCGUUCCGAGUCGUGAACCAGACUGCAGACUGCACGGGCGCGAAGCUUGUGGUCUUGCGGGACGAGAGCCCGGUGCCGCUGCCCGGAUUGGCCGAGCUCUCGAACUUCGGCGACCGCGUCGACUUCCAGAUCUCCCGCACACUCAUUCCUGUCGUGCCUCUGCCGUUCAGCUUCGCGCACUCGGCUGUGCCGCUGCCGCUCGCUUCCCAUAGCUCCGCGACGGACACCGCCUCGCUGCUCGACCGCCCCGCCUCGCCGUACACUGGACGCUCGAGCAGCACCGGCUCGCCUUGCGCCGCCUCGCUGCUCGACGACCCGGGCUUGACGCCGGACUAG